This is a messenger RNA of Racocetra fulgida, 290 nucleotides long. NCBI's taxonomy places the organism in Eukaryota, Fungi, Glomeromycota, Glomeromycetes, Diversisporales, Gigasporaceae. The record is from the annotation of a GenBank genome assembly.
UGCCCUCUUCUUCAGAAAUCACUGGUAAAUCCUCAAAUCAAAACCGUCUUGAUAUUCCAAUUCCUUCAAUCCCAACUUCUUCAAUUCCUAAUGUUCCAUCUAGUGUAGAACCAGCUGUUUCGGCCGUUAGUAGUGCUGUUACUGAUGCUGCAAAUACUGCUGCAAAUACUGCUGGAGAUAUUGCUGCAGUAGCCUCUGGUUUAUUAACUCAGUUAUUAAGUGCUUUCGACAAUUUUAAACCAAGAAGUCCUACUGCUAACGUUUCGGGUUUUUCACAAUUUCUUAUUUAA